This is a messenger RNA of Hibiscus syriacus, 3352 nucleotides long. Its product is annotated as lysine-specific demethylase JMJ706-like. Gene Ontology annotation, molecular function: histone demethylase activity. NCBI's taxonomy places the organism in Eukaryota, Viridiplantae, Streptophyta, Magnoliopsida, Malvales, Malvaceae. Gene Ontology annotation, cellular component: nucleus. The transcript has 12 exons. Gene Ontology annotation, biological process: chromatin remodeling. The coding region runs from base 401 to 3007 and encodes 868 amino acids. The record is from RefSeq and is a predicted model, not a curated record.
AUUAUCCACUUGCGGUUCUUUUCUGUUUUUCUAAGCCUUUCCUUUUCCUCUCUCCCUCUCUCUCCAUUUCUCAUUUAUUGUUUCUGUUACCUUCGCCGGAAAACCGCCUCCCUCCUCCGCCAACAGCUAUUUCUCCGACUAAGGAAGUCUUGUUCGCUGGGUCGUGACUCAGAUUUGGAUCUCCGAGUUUGACCAGGUCCGGUUGAGUGCGCGGCUCGUUGUGAGAAUGUGGCGAGUUCGGUUGACGUUUGACGCUCUGGUUUGAUAGCAAAUGCUGAAGAUCGUGACCUAGUUUCUGCUUUUUGCUCAUUUUGCGUUUUUUUCCCAUUGGAUCGUUCGUUUUGGUGAAUCGCGGCAAAACGGUGGCGCGCAAAGAAUCAUUGCGGCCUGAGAUGGUGGAAUGAAGGGUGCGUUGUCCAAGGAGGUUAAAAAUGGGUUAGAAUUAUUGAAGCAUAAAAGGCUUCAACGGAUAAAAUCAGAAUCUGUCUCUGGAGCUUCUGAUGUCAUAAGUAUGAUGGCUAGAAGUGGAGGAGAUGCUUUGAGAGUUUCAGCAUCAUGUGGAGUGAGGUUACAAGGGAUUGCAGAGUCAUUUUCUAGGUCAAAUGGUGUUUCAUGUGAGAAGGAUGUCUUUUCUAAGCACAAGGUUGAUAAGUUUGACGUUUGUGAUCUAGAAUGGACUGAAAAAAUUCCAGAAUGUCCUGUGUACUGCCCUACAAAGGAAGAGUUUGAAGAUCCUUUGGUUUAUUUGCAGAAGAUAGCUCCCGAAGCUUCGAGAUAUGGUAUUUGCAAGAUUGUUUCCCCUGUGGUUGCUACUGUUCCAGCUGGAGUUGUAUUGAUGAGGGAGAAAGUAGGCUUCAAGUUCACAACUAGAGUACAGCCGUUUCGUCUUGCCGAGUGGGAUACUGAUGACAGAAUCACCUUUUUCAUGAGUGGAAUAAAUUAUACAUUUCGUGAUUUCGAGAGAAUGGCGAACAAGGUGUUUACUCGUAGAUAUUAUAGUGCUGGUUGUCUUUCCGCAACAUACUUGGAAAAAGAAUUUUGGCAUGAAAUUGCUUAUGGGAAGACAGAAAGUGUUGAAUAUGCUUGUGAUGUUGAGGGUAGUGCCUUUUCUUCUUCUCCCAGUGAUCCACUUGGAAGUAGCAAAUGGAAUUUAGAGCUAUUCUCACGGCUACAAAAGUCCACCUUGCGCCUUCUUGAAACAGCAAUCCCGGGAGUAACUGAUCCUAUGCUUUACAUAGGAAUGCUAUUUAGUAUGUUUGCCUGGCAUGUGGAAGAUCACUAUUUGUAUAGCAUUAACUAUCAUCACUGUGGGGCUUCAAAAACUUGGUACAGCGUGCCUGGUCACGCUGCUUUAAAUUUUGAGAAGGUUGUCAAAGAUCAUGUGUACACUAACGAUAUCCUAUCUGUGGAUGGCGAAGAUGGAGCUUUUGAUGCGCUUUUGGGGAAAACAACGUUAUUUCCUCCAAGUAUUUUGCUGAAACAUGAUGUCCCUGUCUACAAGGCUGUGCAGAAGCCUGGAGAGUUCGUAAUUACUUUUCCAAGCGCAUAUCAUGCUGGAUUCAGUCAUGGUUUCAACUGUGGCGAGGCUGUGAAUUUUGCUAUCGGUGAUUGGUUUCCUUUGGGGGCUGUAGCUAGCUUGCGCUAUGCACAUCUCAGCAGGGUUCCUCUCCUUCCGCAUGAGGAACUUCUCUGCAAAGAAGCUAUGCUUCUGUAUACAGGUUUAGAACUGGAAGAUUUGGAUUAUUCACCGGCAGACUUGGCCUCUCAUCAUUGCAUCAAGCUUUCAUUCGUAAAGCUGAUGCGUUUCCUGCACCGGGCGCGUUGGUCUGUCAUGAAAUCAAGGGCAUGCGCCAGUAUAUCCCCAAAUUAUUAUAGAACAAUCGUCUGCACUUUAUGCAAACGUGAUUGUUAUGUUGCUUUCAUUAACUGCAGCUGUUACGCUCAUCCUGUUUGCCUGCGACAUGGUAUCAAGUCACUAGACUUCCCCUGUGGGAGCUAUUAUGGUCUUUUCUUGAGGGUUGAUGUUGGAGAGAUGGAAGCUGCUGCCAAGAAGUUUGAGCAAGAUGAUGCCAUAUCAAAAGAAAUUGAGCAACAACCUGAAAAUGGUGAUGACUUGUAUUUUUAUCCACUGUCAACUAAGUUACAGACUGAUGUAGAGGAUUUAUACUUCCCAUACUGUGAGAUUAAUGUUGCAUUGAGUCCUGAGAUUGCUUCAAUAAAUACAACGGGUGAACCUCUAGGAAAUAUAUCUUCUAUGAACCAGGACUCCGGAAAAAUUCAAACUGAGCUGACUGAUGCUUUCUCUUCUUUUGCCACAUCAACUCCUUUUACCAUUUUGGAGCAAGUUGGAUCCUCACCAAAAAAUGUACAGAGGGUAGCUAACCAAGUAAGCGCGAUUGGUAAAAGAUUCCCAGAAGAAGUCUCAGAAAAUAGACAAGAAUCAUCUGCUUCUUGUCUGUCAUGUGAAGAUCAUCCAAGUAUCCUUCUGGAUAAUGUUCAUAAACCAGUUAAUAGGUCUAUAAUGGACGGAGACAGCGAUAGUUCUGAUUCACCGAUAUUUAGGGUUAAACGGCCUUCCUUUUUGAAGGUUGAGAAGAGAUUUGUGAAUGACACCAUGUCAUCAAAGAACUCAGAACAACAGGGGUUCAAACGGUUAAAGAAACUCCAACAUGAAGGAAGAUGUGAGCAGCCAGUGCCAUCUGAAUCCGAAUGUUGUAGACAUGACCAACCAAAUCGCAAUAUUAAUCGCAGUUCUUAUUGUAAAGAAGCUCCAAAUAUUGAUGUGAAGGACAGGUUUGGAAGAGUUGCCCUUCCCAUUCCCAUUUCCAUCAAGUAUAAGAAGCUGGAGGGUGAGGCGGAAAUGAGCAGGCAGCAAGAGCACCACCGAAAUGAUGGGUUGCGGCAGGAGUUAGGAAAAAGCAAGAGGGAACCUCCUUCAGAGAUUGGUCCAAAGAGCCUUAAAGUGAGAGGGCCAGUUUAUAGGUGUGCAGAAACUGAUGGUUUGUGACCCUGGACUCGGAUUGAGCUACAUUCCCUCUAAAUGGAGUUCUAACAACAACAUUGAAAUUCCAAAUGAUGAAUUCAGCUCAGGAAGCAGCAGUGCAAGAUUAACCAAAGCUUAGGAUAUUAAUAUUUUUAUUCUUUGUGCAGGCCUCCAAAACUGGGGCAAAUUGCACGUCGUAGUAGCGAUUCUUGCGGUUCUAACUCACGCCUGAGGUGUUUUCUGUCUAUGGCAGGAGAACCAACCUUACCAAAAUGUAGAAUUUGGGUUGGUGUAAUUUACUUUCUUGUAAAUUUAUUCAUUUUAGACGUAUGCUGCUUCCCCUGCCAGCCUCUUUAUUCUUUUCAUGUA